Molecule: messenger RNA, 3084 nt
Organism: Sander lucioperca (pikeperch)
Lineage: Eukaryota; Metazoa; Chordata; Actinopteri; Perciformes; Percidae
Gene: smyd5
Product: SMYD family member 5
Exons: 13
Coding region: 49-1302 (417 amino acids)
Molecular function (GO): protein binding; histone H4K20 methyltransferase activity
Source: RefSeq, a predicted model, not a curated record
UAAACGUCAGUGUCAGAGUUGAAAGGACAAAGGUCGUCACUCAGAAACAUGGCUGCUCCCCUGGAUGACAUGUUUUCCUUCUGCGUGGACCCCGGUAAAGUGUCCACCUGCGUGGAUGUCCGAUUUAUAGACAAUAUUAAGGGUAAGGGUCUCUUCGCUAAAAAGAGCAUUAAGAAGGGAGACACCAUUUUUUUGGAACGGCCUCUGGUCUCUGCCCAGUUCCUGUGGAAUGCUUUGUAUAAAUAUAAAGCCUGCGAGUACUGCUUACGUGCUCUGGAGACUGCAGAGGAGAAUGCGAGGAGACUCAGCGGCAACCCUGGACUCAGCCUUCCUCACCCGGAGCUCUGCCGUGUUCGACCAGAGCUGCACCAAGCCUGCCCUCAAUGCCAGGUGAUGUACUGUAGCAGCGAGUGUCGACAAGCUGCCGCUGAUCAGUACCAUCGAGUUCUGUGUUUGGGUUCCUCCCAGGACGAUCCGGACCACCCCAUCAACAAGCUGAAAGAUGCAUGGAGGAGUAUGCAUUAUCCCCCAGAGACUUCCAGCAUCAUGCUCAUGGCCAGAAUGGUAGCUGUGGUCAAACAGGCCAAAGACAAAGCACACUGGCAGAAGCUGUUUUCACACUUCUGCAGCCGGACAGGUAAUGAGGAAGAGGAGAUCGCCCAUAAGCUCCUGGGAGAGAAGUUCAGAGGGCAGCUGGUCUUGUUGCACAGCCUUUUUAAAUCAGCACUUUAUGAUGAGCAUCUGAGUCGGUGGUUUGUCCCUGAGGGUUUCCGCUCUCUGUUCGCUCUUGUGGGAACCAACGGACAAGGCAUCGGUACCAGCUCCUUGAGUCGGUGGGUUCAUGCCUGUGAUGCACUUGAGCUUCCUGCCCAGCAGAAGGAGCAAUUGGACUCUUUUAUCGACCAGCUAUACAAGGACAUUGAGAAAGAAACGGGAGACUUUCUAAACUGUGAGGGCUCUGGACUUUUUCUGCUUCAAAGCUCAUGUAACCACAGCUGCAUUCCCAACGCAGAGGCGUCCUUCCCUGACAACAAUUUCCUGCUUCAGCUCAGUGCCCUUAGUGACAUCAACCCAGGAGAGGAGAUCUGCAUCAGUUAUUUGGACUGCUGUCAGCGGGACCGAAGCCGUCAUAGCAGACACAAAAUUCUGAGGGAGAACUACCUGUUUGUCUGCUCGUGUCCAAAGUGCGUCUCCCAGAUGGAUGAGCUGGACAUGACAUCAGAGGAGGAAGAGGAAGAAGAAGGCGAGGCAGAAGGUGAAACAGAGGGGGAUGAAAUGGAAGAUGAGAUGACAGAUGUCUGAUAAAAGACUUGCCCAUAUUGUUUUCAGCCGUUCCCUUUCCUGCCACCACGCUAAGCAACCUAAGGAAUAAAGACCAGUUCAAACCAUGAUCUGCAUCAACUGUCCAAAUGUGUGAAAAAUGUCUUAUCAACGCAUUCCACUCAUUCUUUGUCCAGUUUUAGAGAUCAACCACAGAACACUGUGUGUCAGUAUUGGGGCAGUGACAGUUUUUGUUGUUGUUUUCGCUUUACUUCAGCACACUGAGGGGUUUGAAUAAAUCAAAGAGUAUAACUUUCAGGCUUUGUGGGUGAACAGAUAAGGAUUGGUAGGUUGUUUUGUUUUACACUUGGGGACUAUGUAUAAAAAGGCUGACAUUUCUGAACAGUUUAUUGAAUGUGGAUGUAAACCUUUUUAAAUCUACAUUAAUUAAAACACAUUCUGGCCACUUGGGGGCAGCACCACCAGUUGUUAUCUUUGAUAUAUCACCUUAUUAAAGAGUAACCAAACACCCCUUGAAAAUCUUCUGCUCUACAAUGGUUGAAUUUCUCACCUUGCUGCAGUGAUGUACAGGUGUACUCCAGUACACCGUGACAUCAUCUUUGGGUGUGGUUACAGGUGCAACAAGAGCACAUUUCUCACUGCACCUAGCGAUGAGAAUGACUCAAAACAGUAAAGUUGGGGGCUGCAAAAACAAUGAGCUGAAAGAGUCUAAAAAGCUGAGGGUAACUGCAGCUUUAAGUUAAAGCUGAAAGUCAGUACUUUAUCGUAGAGCUUUGAUUCUCUGCCAGACCCAGACCAGGCUGUUAAAUUCCCCAAAUUCCCCCGGGUUUUAAUCGGGGCAGGUUCACGCAAAAUCCCUGUUUUUAUUUUUUUAAAUGUUUGUGUACCACUGUGUGUGACUGCCAUCUUCUGGAUAUCAACAUACACGCAUGGCUAAAAAAAAAAGCACACUGGUAGAGAAUAUUGACAUUUGUCUCAAUUUAUUUUUUGCUGCUGUUCGAAAAUCAUGACACUGACAGCAGUUGCUAUCGUUUAAUCCAAUGUGCUGAAGUACAGAGCCAAAACAAAACUACUCACCUAUUGCACCGUGUCUGACCUUCAGGUCCACUAAAGUCAAAGAACUGUUAUUUCUUGUUCCUGUCAAGUCUUCAACAAGGCAAAGUGAUUAAGCUGAGGUCAAUCGGUUCGCAGGUGUUUUUCUCCACUUAAGUUUCUUACAUUACUGCAUUGAAAGAGGCUUUUUAUUUACUUUCUGUUGUAAUUACAGUCUUGUCAUAUGGGAGGAAUCCAGCCAGUGAUGAAAUAUAGUUUGGUUUUCAUACAAUGAUCUAUGGGGUUAAGUUAAACCUUAAUGUAUUAUGGAGACCUUGAGUGGAAAAUUGCUUUGUCAGUAACUGUUUGCCCUUUGUUGAGAACUGUAUUUCAAACCGCAGUUCCACAUGAGUGAAAUUGCUGCUGCCCACACAUGAAUCAAUAUUAUGACUGUAAUCACAAAUCCCAAUAAUUUCUAAAAAAAAAAUGUACUAGACAAAGAUUGAAAAUAUUGAAUGACUAAUCCCAAUGUUUUCAGUUGGCAUUCAGUGCAGUGGCACAGGAGAACAUGGCUUUGUAAGUCACACAAGUAUGAUUUAAAAAUAACAGCAGCAAACAGGAGCCUAGCAUUGUCGUUUUUACUACUCUAGCAUAAACCAUUGAAAUUGAAUGUCAAGUCAUUCAUCAGGUUUACACACCUCCUGCCUUUGCUACUGAAGACUGUACUGGUAAAAUAUUUGUUCAGUCUUUGCAUAUUAAAUACAAAUCCUU